AUGUUCCGGCUAGAGGCAACAGUAACGGAUCGACUAGGGAACUGCGUAGGAGUGAUCAGCAUCGGAUUUGUUUAUGAGCUGUAUUGUUAUGUGGUGCUGACGAAGAUUCUUCGAUGUAUCGGCAUAUUUUUUCUCGACAUUUUAGCAAAGGGAAUUCAUGUAGUUAGUCUGCUAUGGCUCGUUAAAGUGAUUGCAUCAGCACUUCUCUUACCCAUCCAGAAACCUCUUUCACAUGGGCAUACUUUGAGGAAACCAACGUUUAUACGCAUUGGAAAAAUGGCAUUAGUCAAUUGUUUGAUAGAAGUGCUCUGGUUUUAUGGAAUCACCUUUUGUGGCCCUCUCAGGUCUGUGCUAGUUUUCGAGUUGAGCCCUUCUGUUUUGUUGGUAGCCAUGGCAUCCGUUUUUAAGGGAAAUUCUUCAACGGCGAAAAGUAGGGGUUUAUUCUUUCUAGUCAUUGGAUAUUUAUCGCUUCUGCUGUUGGAUCGAGAUCACUCAGUAGAGGAUCCACAUGGUUACGAUAAUUCAUUCCGUCAUCUCGCGGUUGAGAUUGGUGGACCCAAGCGACUGUACUCUCUCGUGACCACGUGUUCAGCCAUGAUCCUCACUCCUAUCGGAGUGCUUUCACUGGUUAUGAAGACGUCCGUCACUGACUCUCUUCUACAUUUCAUUAUUCUGCUUUUCAUAGCAACAGUUUUUGUUAUGGUUCUUGAUUUCUAUGCCGAAAGUGUAUGCUUCCAGCAUGUCGCUGACCCUGUAAUGGCUGCUGCUCGUUGGUCACCGGUGACAAUGUUCAGCUGUGCUCUUGGGUUGGCAUGGCUGUGGUACGCUGGUCAAGGAUUACAGGAACAUAUUGUGACUUCCGGCGUCAUCAUUACAGUGAUUGCUUUUAUUUUAGCUUCGGUGUCGUUAACGUCAGCUAGUGGCCCGAAGCACAGAGGUGGUGAACUGAUUGGGAUGUCCGACACUGGGUUGCCGCUUUUCGCAUAUAAAGAGGCUUUCCUUCAGAAGACAGGCCGUUCGCUUGUUCUAUUUUUCAAGGAGACUCUUCGCGAAAUUCUGGCCAACUCUGACUCCCGACGCAUAUUUUGGUUCCUAUGCGUCAAUCUGUCGUUCUGUGGCGUCGAGUUUCUUUACGGAUUCUGGACUAAUAGUCUCGGUCUCAUCUCUGAUGGAUUCCACAUGCUCUUUGACUGUUCAGCCCUUGUGAUGGGUCUUAUCGCUGCAGUCAUGUCUCGUUGGCCGGCUACUAGGCACUUCAGUUAUGGCUAUGGAAGAGUCCUCUCAGGAUUUAUCAAUGCGCUAUUCUUGUGUGUCAUUGCCUUAUUCAUUUUACUUGAAGCUCUUGAGAGGUUGUUUGAUCCGCCCAACAUCAACACUGAUAGACUUCUGUUUGUCGCGGUUUCGGGCCUGUUGGUCAAUUUAUUCGGAAUGUACUCCUUCCAUGGUGGCGAAGGAGAUCACGGUCAUGGUCAUUCCCAUGGUGGUGUGUUUCUUCACGUUCUGGCGGACACACUGGGCUCGGUCUUCGUUAUCAUCUCGACAUUGCUUAUCCAGUGGUUUGGAUGGACUUGGGUGGAUCCACUUUGCUCCCUGAUCCUUUCAGUUCUUAUUCUUGGAUCAGUGUAUCCCCUUCUCACAAGCAGUGUUAACACACUAUUGCAGAAUCCCGGAUGA
Molecule: messenger RNA, 1674 nt
Organism: Ostertagia ostertagi
Lineage: Eukaryota; Metazoa; Nematoda; Chromadorea; Rhabditida; Trichostrongylidae
Source: the annotation of a GenBank genome assembly